GCAGUUUUCUCCAUGCCCCCUCGCAAACGGAGCUUUAGCGGUUGCUGGACGUGUCGUGCGCGCAAGAUCAAGUGCGGUCUCGAGAAGCCGGUAUGUGUGCGUUGUGUGAGGGCGAAUCUCACAUGUGCCGGUUACGGUAUCAAGCUCCGCUGGGCAAAACCGCUCGCCAUCUGCGAAGACACGAACGCUCUCAUUAAUGCCACCGAUGGUGUCGACGAGGAAAGCUCUCAACGGCGAAAUGUUGAGUUUGUCGUCUUUCCCCCAGACCAGGUAUACCGCAUGUUUAGCGAGGUGGAUGAGGUUCUUGCCGCCACUACCGACGUUGUAUGGACAGAUGUCCCAUCGCGCAGUGACGGGACAAAAUGGUACCGGGCGGGGCCAUUCGGAGUGUUGAAUAUGAAUCCGCUCAAAAGGCGGAAUGAUGAAUUCGACUCCGACUCGGACGGCAACAUCGAGGACGAGUCGAACAAGAGCUCCGCUUGGAUCCAUCGCGACGUGGUGGCCUCCGCGGAACUCACCGUCAAAGCCAUGAUGGGCCUCAACUACGAGUUCAACCCGGCCACCAGCGACCCUCAGGUCUACUUCAUUGAAAAGCUCUUUCCGAAUUAUUACCGAGCCAUUCCGCUUCACCGGACGUUCUUCACCGACCCCGCGCACGACGAACAGCAACUCCACUUGAAGGCUUCGUACUCAAUGGCGAUUGGGCCGGUCUUCCGUCGACUCGUGAACUUCUUCACCACCUCUGCAGACCUCUUUAUGGUGCUCACAUUUCUGGGAAAUAUCUGGGAGUCGUACGUGUUACCGUUGGUCCACCAAAUUAUCGGCGAGACACUCACGUUCGACAGCCUUGUGGCUACCGAAGACAUGCUUCUUAAGCACUGUCUUCUCAACCAGGUCUUGUGUAUUUCAUCCCUUGCGUAUCUGAAAGUACCGAGCGUGGAAAUAUCCGCGGAUGAGCGGGACUUCUACCUUCGUCUCAGCAUCCGGCUCCGCAACUUGGCAUACAAACAGCUUUCACUGAUAGUCGACGAACCGACAAAAAUAGCAGCCGGGAGUUGGGGACCGGAACGUGACGCCCCGUAUAAGGAGAUGUUGUUGUUGGCGUUGAUGCUCCAGAUACGUUUGGAUAAUCUGUUCGGAAUCUUUGACAACUUCAAUAGGUAUUUUGAACGGCCAGCCAAACCCCUCUCCAAACCCUUCCGCUCGGUUCUCGAUCGCUCGAAGCCUUACACCCUCCCUGACGUAUCCAAAGUCACCCACAGCUCCUACACCCCUUCGAUCGCUGUUAGCUUCACCCACACUAGCUCCGACGCCGAUUCGGACUCGGACUCAGACUCCGGCUACCCACAGGUGAUCAUCUCUCUUGACCAGUCGCAUUCCAGCACUCUGAAAACUAUCAUCACCGUUAUACGCGACACUGCCAAACCGCAACUAGUGGAAAUCCCGGCGGAAUACGGAAAGAUACCGCCAACAGUGGACGGAGAGCCCGCCGUUAACCUCAUGUACGGAAUCCCAGCGUCGCUUAUGGUGCUACUCAGCCGAAUCACCAAUGUGGCGAACCACCGCUACACGUUUGACCGCCGCCGUGUGUUUCCGCGAAACUUCCCCAAGAUCUGCGCCGACAUGGAGGACGAGCUCUUCAACUGGAAACUCAACUGGCGCUUGUACGACCUGGUGUACGAUCCGAAGACGGACCAGCGCGAGAAGAAGUUUAUUCUGGGCUUCCACAAGGCAAUCUAUCACAAUAUUGUGUCGUUCUAUCACGGACUAGUGGUGUUUUUUCUGCGCUUGAUCAAGGACACACCGCCGCGCUUGCUCCAGGAUCACGUCAUGGCGUGUUUAGAUAACAUGGAGAUGUUGCGGGAGCUUGAAAGCGAGACGUGCCAUCUCCAGCCGCUAUUCUGGCAAUAUUUCAUUUGUGGGUGCGAUGCGACGGAUCCGGAGAUCCAGGAUAGGUAUUCGCUGUGGUUUAAGAACUAUGAUAUGUUGACCAAUCAUUGGCGGGCGAAGCAGGUGAUGUUUGAGGUGUGGCAGAGGAGAGGAGAGGGAGAUGAAAAUAUUUGCUGGAUUGAUAUUGUGAAGGACUGGAAUUGGGUGUUGUUCUUUGGGUAGAGAAGCCAAGUGAAGGGAAAUGAUUCCACCGUAAUACAAAAGCCAUCAAGGUCUAAUUUUUUAGUCGAGUUAUACUACAAUUGGCAAUUUCCGAUAAAAGGCU
Molecule: messenger RNA, 2215 nt
Organism: Babjeviella inositovora NRRL Y-12698
Lineage: Eukaryota; Fungi; Ascomycota; Pichiomycetes; Serinales
Gene: ARG83
Product: Arg83p
Exons: 4
Coding region: 13-2112 (699 amino acids)
Biological process (GO): positive regulation of transcription by RNA polymerase II
Cellular component (GO): nucleus
Molecular function (GO): transcription cis-regulatory region binding; zinc ion binding; DNA-binding transcription factor activity, RNA polymerase II-specific
Source: RefSeq, a predicted model, not a curated record